Aedes aegypti (yellow fever mosquito) is the source of this 1864-nucleotide messenger RNA. RefSeq names its product homeobox protein bagpipe (gene bap). The coding region runs from base 387 to 1682 and encodes 431 amino acids. Gene Ontology annotation, biological process: regulation of transcription by RNA polymerase II; cell differentiation. Gene Ontology annotation, cellular component: nucleus. Gene Ontology annotation, molecular function: RNA polymerase II cis-regulatory region sequence-specific DNA binding; DNA-binding transcription factor activity, RNA polymerase II-specific. The transcript is spliced from 3 exons. Lineage: Eukaryota; Metazoa; Arthropoda; Insecta; Diptera; Culicidae. The record is from RefSeq and is a predicted model, not a curated record.
GUCAAAUUUAUUUUCUCUAAAUAUCAUAGGUUCAAUUCAUCGUCUAUUAUAGUCAGGAUCAACACUGAAUUACCACCAACCAGUCUAGUGAGCACGUGCUCGCAACUCUUCCAACAGCGCCACGAUUGUUUCACUGAGACGACGAAGGAAAAGGCGAGAGUGGUGAAAUAUCAACCCGGUCUAUUUUUCUCCGCUUUCAACCAGCUACCGAAGUACGGUGGAAAAUGCGAACGGAAAAUCCAUCAUUUCCACUUGGAAGCUUAUUAAGUGCGGUCGUGUCGAAUUAGUGUUUCGGGUUCGCCCUCCAAUUCUAAUGGUUUAAGUUGGAUGAUUCAAUUGGUUCGAUAUCAGUUUUGAGAAAACCGUUGCGGUGAUUGGACGUGAACAUGAGUUUGACAACAUCGACGGUGAAAUCGAUCGCAUCGACUCCGUUUUCGAUCAAUGACAUUUUGACGCGGCCACGUGGUGCAGAUAGUGAACGUCGCAGUUCGAUAGAAUCGUCCGGUAACGAGGAAGAACUUGGUGACUUGGGAAGGAUGAAGUACUAUAAAAGUGGAAGCACAAGUGGAACCAGUCCGCGGCAAAUUGACCAUGCCGAAUUUUAUGGCAAACUUAACAUGGCUGCUUAUUACCACAACAAUAAUAAUAGUAGUUUUAACCUGGCAAGCUUACAUCCGUCGCUGAGACGAGGCUCACUGGAUUGUUAUAUGGUUCCGGCGGAACGUAUCGAGCAUAAUUUGGCGACACGGUGUCAAAUUGAUUCCGGUGAAUGUGAAGGGGAACGGUAUGAGAAAAGACUUGGCGGAGCAAGUGGUAGUGAAUCUGAUUGCUAUCGGAUAAAAGCAGGAAGGAAUGAGAGCCCUUUGGAUAUGCGACGAUCGGCUGAAAAUGACUCAGAUUGCGAUACGCCUUCUCCAUAUGGCAACCUGUCAAUUCACAACGGCUCCCUUCCCGGUGACGACGCUCCCACGGCUGCUCGAAAAAAACGUUCCCGGGCAGCGUUCAGCCACUCGCAGGUCUUCGAGCUGGAACGUCGCUUCGCACAGCAGCGUUAUCUAUCCGGACCGGAACGAUCCGAGCUGGCAAAAAGUCUUCGACUUACCGAAACGCAGGUUAAAAUCUGGUUCCAAAAUCGUCGUUACAAAACCAAGCGGAAACAAAUCCAGCAACACGAGGCAGCAAUACUGAGUGCGACGAAACGAGUUCCGGUUCAAGUUCUUGUUCGCGAGGACGGCACUUAUGGCCCGGCAGCUAUGCUAGCAGGACAACCACAUUACGCCUCCGGAUUAGAUCCAGCGCUUUUGAACGUAUAUCGACACCAGAUACAAAUGGCCUACGGAAUGCCGGUUCCCCCAAUGCCGUUCUCCUACUUUUACCCAUCUAAGAUACCGGGAGCGAUCCCUGUGAUGGCCGCAGCAGCUGCUGUUGCCUCCAAGCAGCCUCUCAACUUUUCCACCCGAUCUCCUCCAUCCGACUCGGGAAUCGAAGGCCACGAGCGGCACUCUUCGCCGACGGGCUCCUCAUUGGCAGCGAGAGAUUCAGCGAAAAAUGACGACGACGUGUGCUUCGAUCGGGAGCGGAAAUCCGAUGAUCAUCCGAGGCGAGAAAGAUGUCGCAGUCGAGAUUGCGAAAUGCUCUCUGCAGAGGAGGGUGAUGAAAAUGAGAACGUAGAAAUAGAUUGAUGUGUGACGGGGGGAGGUUGGAAUUAUUCACAAUCUUAGUGAUUGAAAGUGUAAAUAGAAUCGAAAGAUUAUUCCUCACAUUUGGAAUGAAUGCAAUUUAGAUGAAAUAUUGUAAAUACUUUACACUAUUGGAAUACCAAAGAUUAAGCUUAGACUCGAUGUAUGAAAAAUUAAAUGCAAUA